This is a messenger RNA of Phanerochaete carnosa HHB-10118-sp, 1534 nucleotides long. RefSeq lists its product as uncharacterized. Lineage: Eukaryota; Fungi; Basidiomycota; Agaricomycetes; Polyporales; Phanerochaetaceae. Bases 290 to 1345 code for a protein of 351 amino acids. The transcript has 7 exons. Gene Ontology annotation, molecular function: oxidoreductase activity, acting on the CH-CH group of donors, NAD or NADP as acceptor. The record is from RefSeq and is a predicted model, not a curated record.
CAAAUGUCACCGAGCCCGCUGACGCUGCGUACACUGACCUCUUGCUGCUGCACAAAAAGGGUAUACCGCUGACGAUCAUCUCCGGUCCAUGAAGCAUAGAGAUAUGCGGUAUUGCCGGUGCUAUCACGUUUAUAUGGUCCCCGACCGAACUUGCGUCUACUGACGAAGCCCUCAUUUCGCUCGCGUGGCCCUAUCUGGCUGGUAUAAAUCGACCGGGGGACGAGCCCAUCGCACCCCCAUCUCUUCUGUAUUGAGAUUUUGCAGCAAGUCAGCCACAAUCGUCCCCACUAUGGUUAGAAACAGGUCUCUUCGUUACGUCUCCCACCCCGAGAAGGGCAUCGAACCUGCCGUGCACUUCAAGCUCGUCGAUGACGAGAUUGACCUGGACAACGCCCCACUGAACGGCGGUGUGCUGCUCAAGACGCUCUACGUCAGCAGCGACCCUUACAUCCGUUACCGCAUGCGCGACCCAGAGGUGCAGACGUUCUGCCCACCGAUCCAGCUCGGCGACCCAGUCGACAAUGGUGGGGCUGGACAGGUGGUCCGCAGCGAGGACCCUAACUUCAAACCGGGAGACUAUGUAGCUGGUUACCUCGAGUUUGCCGAGUACUCCGUCUAUCCUGGGAGGAUCAAACACUUCUACAAACGGCCGCUCAGAAAGGUGCAGAAGCUGCCGAAUGUACCCCUCUCGAUCUAUCUCGGGACGCUGGGUAUGCCUGGUACGACGUCGUACCAAGGAAUUAAGUACUUCGCUUCCGGGAGGCUCAAAACAGCUAAGACGAUAUUUGUGUCUGGCGGCGCAGGCCCGGUCGGAACGUUUGUCAUCGAGUACAUCAAAGUGCUCGCGCCGCACAUCAAGGUCAUCGCCUCCGCUGGCAGUCCAGAGAAGAUCAAGAUUCUGAAAGACGUUGGAGCUGACGUCGCGUUCAACUACAGGACAGAAGAUACGGCCAAGGUCUUGGAGACGCAUGGACCCAUCGAUAUCUACUGGGACAAUGUCGCGGGCUCGACGCUCGACGCCGCAGUCAAGAAUUCCAGCACAGGAGGCUUGAUCAUUGCAUGUGGCGCAAUCAGCCAAACAAGCCAUGACGCAAACAGUGUGGUCAGGAACUUUGACGAAGUCUUCAAGCGCAGUCUCACCGUACACGGCUUCGUCGUGUUCCAAGGCGAGUCUGCAGUGGUCGUGCCAAAGUUCCAUGAGGAGAUCAUCCCGCUUGUCGCCCAGGGCAAGAUCACUAGCCGCGAGCACCGGUAUCAUGGGCUUGAAGAGGCCGGCAAAGCUCUCGCUGAUGUCCACUCCGGUGGUAACACCGGCAAAGCAGUGAUUGUGGUAGCCGAAGAAUGAAUAUUGUAAGAUGCUUCGCUGCGUCGCGCAGCUCACGCUCGGGCGUAAGUACUCGCCACGUGUACGAUAUGUCGAAUAUCUGUUCAAUGUAGUUGAGUCAUGCAGCGUAUGUAAAUACAUGUUCAAAAUUCCUCAAAGAACGUUAUAGCCACUGUUUCACUGUCUUCUAAGUGUAUAGUGGAUUCGACC